Messenger RNA from Myotis davidii, 2684 nucleotides. RefSeq names its product UDP-GlcNAc:betaGal beta-1,3-N-acetylglucosaminyltransferase 2 (gene B3GNT2). The coding region runs from base 153 to 1346 and encodes 397 amino acids. The transcript has 2 exons. The record is from RefSeq and is a predicted model, not a curated record. Gene Ontology annotation, cellular component: membrane. Lineage: Eukaryota; Metazoa; Chordata; Mammalia; Chiroptera; Vespertilionidae. Gene Ontology annotation, molecular function: hexosyltransferase activity.
UAUCUCCAUUUUAUAGGUGGAGAAGCUGAGACAUCAGUUAUACCACUGGCCCGAGGUUGCACAGCUAGAACGGUGAGGCCACGAUUUGAACUUAGGCCGUCCACAUCUAAAGUCUGUGCUCUAAACCACUCUUCCAGGGGGAGAUAUGAGAAAUGAGUGUUGGACGUCGAAGAAUAAAGUUGUUGGGUAUCCUGAUGAUGGUAAAUGUCUUCAUUUAUUUGAUUGUGGAAGUCUCCAAAAACAGUAACCAAGACAAAAAUGGAAAGGGGGAAGUAAUUAUACCCAAAGAAAAGUUCUGGAAGAUAGCCACCCCUCCCGUGGCAUAUUGGAACCGAGAACAAGAAAAGCUGAACAGGAGGUACAACCCCAUUUUGAGCAUGCUGGCGAACCAGACCGGGGAAGCAGCCGGGUUCUCCAACGUAAGCCAUCUGCAUUAUUGUGAACCUGACCUGAGGGUCACAUCUGUAGUCUCAGGUUUCAGCAAUUUGCCGGACAGGUUUAAAGACUUUCUGCUGUAUUUGAGAUGUCGAAAUUAUUCGCUACUGAUAGAUCAACGGGAUAAGUGUGCAAAGAAACCCUUCUUACUGCUGGCGAUUAAGUCCCUCACUCCACAUUUCGCUAGAAGGCAAGCAAUUCGGGAAUCUUGGGGCAGAGAGACCAGCGUGGGGAACCAAACAGUGGUGCGAGUCUUCUUACUGGGCCAGACCCCCCCGGAGGACAACCACCCCGAUCUGUCAGAUAUGCUGAAAUUUGAGAGUGAGAAGCACCAAGACAUUCUUAUGUGGAACUACAGAGACACCUUCUUCAACUUGUCUCUGAAAGAAGUGCUCUUUCUCAGGUGGGUGAGCACCUCCUGCCCAAAUGCCGAGUUCGUUUUCAAGGGCGAUGACGAUGUUUUUGUGAAUACCCAUCAUAUCCUGAAUUACUUGAAUAGCUUAUCCAAGAACAAAGCCAAAGAUUUGUUUAUCGGUGAUGUGAUCCACAACGCUGGACCUCAUCGGGAUAAGAAACUGAAAUACUACAUCCCAGAAGUUGUUUACACCGGCGUCUACCCGCCUUACGCCGGGGGAGGUGGGUUCCUGUACUCCGGCCGCCUGGCUCUGAGACUGUACAAUGUAACUGACCAGGUCCUUCUGUAUCCCAUUGAUGAUGUUUAUACUGGAAUGUGCCUUCAGAAACUCGGCCUCGUUCCAGAGAAACACAAAGGCUUCAAGACAUUUGAUAUAGAAGAGAAAAAAAGAAAUAACAUUUGUUCCUAUAUAGAUUUGAUGUUAGUACAUAGCAGAAAACCUCAAGAGAUGAUUGAUAUUUGGUCUCGAUUGCAAAAUGCUCAUUUAAAUUGCUAAAAUGUAUACAAACUAAGUUUUGCAUAGAAAGACAUAUCUUGGGUAGUUCCGAGUUGGGUUCUCUCACUAGGGGCAAUUUCUAUGUUAAACCAUCAAAAUUGCCUUCAUAAGUAGUAGCUAUUUGAGGGCCUCUACACCCUUUGAUGUACUUUCUGGAAAAGAAAAGCAGAAGAUCAUAAUGUUUAAAGGAAGCUACAGCAGGAUGAUUGGUUCUGAUUCUUCCUACUGGCUAGUGGUCAUUAUUUUCUAAUUUACCCCCUUCUUGUCUGAAAUCAUGUUUUUGGAAUUUGACUAUAUUUUAAGUUAUUUUUUAUUUGACCUAAUAUUGUAAUAUUCCAACUUUUUGUUAUAAUGAGUGAAUUGUCCACAAUUUAGGUGUUUAAAACCUAUUGGCUACAAAUGAUUUGUUAUAUAUGAUUCAGUGAUUUUUGUGAUGAUAUUUGAAUUACAUUUAUUUUCGUGGAAUUUAGACAAUUUUUUAAAAAUUAUCUAGAAAAAUUGACCUCUGUUGAAAUUUCCUGCCACCCCAACAGUAUUUUCUUGCGUUAAUAUAAUCAGUUAAUUUUGCAAAACAAAGAUCACUGUGUGAUCCAGUUUAUCUUGCUAUGGUCUUAUGGUCAUAGAGAGAUUAUGACAUAGGAACAUAAUAACUGCUCUUGUAUUUGAUUUGCUGGGUGGUAUAAUAGUUCACUAUUUUUAGUAUUUGAAAGUAAUGAGUAUGAUCCCAUAAUGACCAACUAAAGAUUGAAUUGACCCUGGCAGAAAUAUUAUGUUUAUGAUUUUUUUUUUGGUGUGGACCAGGAAAACAUAUGUAACUUUUGAACUUUAAGGGAAAAGAUUGAAGUUAUAGACCUUUUCAUGACUGGUUUGUCAGUUUAAAACUCCAGGAUUCUAUUCUUGCCAUAUUUUCACAUGUUGCUUAGACAAAAUUAUUCUGAGUAGUAAGUGAGUAGCUUCCCUGUCUCAGUGUAGAAGUGCCUGUGUUUUUAUUUAUUGUUCAGAUCAAUGACCAAAAAUUUUCUUAAAUAUAUUUUGUGUAAUAUUUUAUUUGUAUACAGUGUUGUUGAUGAAAUAUUUAACUAGAGCAUGAUAUUUUAAAUGUAAUGUGUAACAUAUGUAAAAUAAAGUUGUUAUUUUUGAAUUUUAAAGUUCAUUUUUUUUUGAGAGAUAUGAAUGCUAGAGUUGAGAAAAUUCUGCCAAACUGUUGCUUGUAUAUACCAUCUUGUAACAAUGCUUUCUUGAAAACAUUUUUUGUGUUUAUAGAGAUGAGGCUUCUUACCAGAUGUGAUACUUGGAACUGUAAGAAGAUAGAAAUAAAGUCAUUGUAUUUUUAAUUGU